UGCUGGGCGGUGCAGGCAUCUGCCGUACGCGGAGCUGCCUCACACCGCCCUUGUCAGCCCGUAGCUCUUUCUUUCUUUCUUUCUUUCUCCUGCACUUUUGCUGGCCCUCCCAAUCCGAGCGAGUUGCGCCCGGGUGCGCGAAGGGAAGGAGUGAUAACCUGAGGGAAUGAGCCCAGAGGAGGCGGUAGCUCGAUAAAGGAGUGAGGCUGAAGUUUUCAAAGCAAAUGUUGGAAGAUGUUGGCUGCAGACACAGGGAUUGUAGAAGAAUGGUUAUCAGAAUUUAAGACCGUGCCAGAAGCAUCGAUACCAAGCUACGCUAAAAAUCUGAAAGACAAAAUUUCUCUCGUUUCAUCUCUUUAUAAAGUUAUUCAGGACCUACAAAGUGAGCUGCUGGAGCCAGUCUGUCACCAGCUAUUUGAAUUUUAUCGCAGUGGUGAGGAACUUCUGUUACAAUUUACACUACAGUUUCUUCCAGAACUGAUCUGGUGCUAUCUUGCUGUUUCUGCCAGUAAAGAUCUACAAAGCAGUGGCUGCAUAGAAGCACUUCUUCUAGGAGUCUACAACUUGGAAAUAGUUGACAAAGAUGGCCACAGUAGGGUGUUAAGUUUUACAAUUCCAUCCUUAUCUAAACCUUCAGUAUAUCAUGAACCUUCCAGUAUUGGUUCCAUGGCUCUUACUGAGGGUGCUCUGUCUCAACAUGGUUUAUCCAGGGUUGUAUACAGUGGACCUCAUUUACAGAGGGAGAUGUUAACAGCACAAAACAGAUUUGAAGUAUUGACAUUCCUUUUGUUGCGUUAUAAUGCUGCCUUAUGUUAUAUGCCAGCAGUUUCUCUUCAGUCAUUAUGUCAGAUCUGCUCAAGGAUCUGUGUCUGUGGAUAUCCACGUCAACAAGUAAGGAAGUACAGAGGCAUAAACAGCAGGAUUCCAAUUUCCUCUGAAUUCAUGGUGCAAAUGUUAACAGGGAUUUAUUAUGCUUUUUACAAUGGAGAAUGGGAUUUGGCUCGAAAAGCAAUGGAUGAUGUUUUAUACAGAGCACAACUAGAGCUAUAUCCAGAACCACUCUUGGUUGCUAAUGCAAUAAAAGCUUCAUUGCCUCAAGGUGCCAUAAAAUCUAGUAAAGAAGGUACAAAAUGCAUACAGGUUGAAAUCACACCAACUGCAUCUAGAAUAUCAAGAAAUGCAGUGACGAGCAUGUCUAUUCGUGGCCAUCGAUGGAAAAGGCAUGAUAGUGAACUAGGAAUUACAGAAGAAGAAUUAAUAGAAGUCUCUGAAGUUGAUGAAGGUUUUUGCUCUAGGGCUCCUUCUACCACAAGUAAUUCUGCUUUAUUGAAUAGCAGCAAUAUGAGUAACAAGUCUCUGCUAAGCAAGAGUCAGCGAAGGUCUGGAGGAAGCAAAAUUGGAGGAAAAGAAAAGGAAGCUGUUGGUGAAUCCCAUAAAGAACAUUUGUCUCGUAAACAAAGCCAGAGAGCAAUGAGUGAAAACCUAGAGCUUCUAUCAUUAAAGAGACUGACCCUAACUAGCAGCCAAUCUCUGCCUAAGCCUGGCAGUCAUAGUUUGGCUAGAACUAGCACUACUCUUUUUAGUAAAUCUUUUGAACAGGUCAGUGGUGUUGUAGUCCCAAAUAAUCACAAUGGCACAGAAGGAAACAGAUUUUCAGUGUGUAGUUUGCAAGAGAAUAAUUUGAUCUUUGGAACUGAAAGAAUAGAACUUCCUGUUCCAAACAAACAGCCAAAUCAGCAACGACCACCUACUAUCAGCAUUACUCUAUCGGCAGACUAACUAGCACAUUUCAAACCUUUCAGUCUAAAUGAGGAUUCAGGUGGUGUUAAUACCAUAUAUUAUGAUCCAUGAUGCCCCUUUUCUAACUAUUAAUACUCUUUUUAGAAGUUACUCUUAUUUGAAAGUAGUAUCUCUAACUUGCAAGUUUUAAGGUUUACAAUGUUACAGUAGAGUAGCAUGGAAAAUUCUGUAUUUUACAUAAAUUAUGUUAUAGUCUGUGGGACUCUACAUGAAUUUUGUAAGAGUGCUACAAUUGAGUUUGUAUUGGAGAGUUUUUACAUCAUGAAUGUGAAGCACAGGAAAUUUUUAAUAUUGAUUGAAUUAUUUUUCUGGAACAAUACAAUUGUGUUGUUUUUGGAGGUUAUAUGUCAGGUCCAUAUACACAACUGAAACCUCCUUCUUGCUUUUUGAGUCCUGGAGAAUUUGAAGCUUUUUUUUUAAACGUUCAUAAAAGCAGUUCAGGGUUCCACUAAAGUGGGCUGCUUGUGUGUGGGGGGGAAUCAGCUGUGUGUGCCGGUGUACAUUAAUGGAUUUGCUGGGCUGAAGUCACUAUGUUCAGUUUGAAACUUUCAGUAUUGCUACUAACAUGUAGACUUGGUUAGUAUUCUGGGGUUUGUAAAAUCACCUGCAACAAACAUUUUUUGAGAAUACAGUGGGUAUAUUUGAUAGUUUUGUAGAGAACAAAGUUAAGCUGUGUUAACUUCUAAAACACACUAGCUAUUUGCUAAUAUUCAGAGCACAUAUAGUACAGCUACUCAGAUUGUGCUAGCCACUAUCCCCCAUGGUGUUAUGCUCAAAUAUUAUUUAUCUGUGGGUUUCAUAACUAUAGAAGGACAAGUUAGAUGUUUGUGUGGGCAUGUUUGUACACCUUGGUUGUGGUGCUACACAUUGGGCUGUCUGCCCAUGGGCCCAUGUGUAUACCUGAACUCUGUAUAAAUGUGGGGCAAGGAGAUGCAAUCCUAAUUCUUCCACUUCAUGGAAGAAUAUCAAAUAUCAGCAUAAAGCUGCUAUUCCCAGUAUUCCAAUUUUACAAUGCAGGUGAAUUUUCAAUUGCAGCAAAGAAACUUUCCUACCUCAGAGCCUGCAAAUCAGCACAAGAAACAAUAUUGGCUUCCAUUUGCUGCUGAUUCCUAGAUUUGAACAGAAUUAUGUGUCUUUAAGAUUUUAGUAAUUACAAUAUCCCAUAUGAACACUUUGGGAGCUGAUAAAAUGGGUUUAGUUUAGUAAAACUUUCUUGCAUUAAGCCAUUAUUAUGCAUUGCGUCAUAUUAAAGUAUUACAUUUUAGGCCAUGACAGAACACAUGUACAUAUUAAAUAUUUUGGAAGGGCAAAUUUAUAUUAUGGUUAUUCUCUUCAAAAAAUAUACAAGUUUGGAAACUACAGACUGGUAUGUUGCAAUAAUUUUUUAAUGACCUUGCCACAAACUUCAUCAAUGUCAGUUCCACAGGCUUGCAAAUUCGUCUAUAUAUGCAGUGUCUCAUAGUUUCCAAAAACUAUGAAGACUAGUAGGCACUCCAGAAUGAUUUAUUAGAAGCUGGGGGAUGGAUGUGAAGGAUCUGAGUAAGAGCAGAAGAGCAUUCUACUUGUUCCUAAAGUCUUAGAAUACAAAGUAUUAUCUGUAAAAGUUAACAGUGUCUUUGGUUGUCUUCUUCCCUAUUCUUGCUAGUUAAAGUAUGAUCCUUUAAAUAAAAUACAUUCCAAUAUACACCCAUAUUACAUUUUGCUUAUUGUCUCACAAAAUGUUUUUAAAUGGCCAGCAUGUAUAUAGAUAAUGAUAGUACUCUGUUUUAUUGGCUAUAUGCUUAACGCCAGCCACAAGCAGCUAAAACAUAGAAGGUCUAAAACUCAGGCAGAAAUGUCUCUCACCUAAUAGUUAACAAAUUGGAAUGGGGCAUCUCCAAGUGGAAGAGAUUCCCCAUUCUUAAAUUCCAGAGAGCCAAGUUUUCUAACCAGCUUUUCUCUAACUGUUGAAAUUUGAGAUUUUUCUAAAAUAAUUUUUGUGCACAAUUUGAAUUUUAAAAUGGGUAGCAUCUAAAUUUAAAAUUAUUUCAACUUUCUGAAAUCACGGAUGUACUUAUCGUUACAAUAUUAAUAUGCUUUAUGUUUAACAAGCUACUGCAUAUAUGGUUUUCCUAGAUAAUUUACAUUUUACUGACAUUGUAAUAUUUUUUAAAAUCAAAGGUAGAAGAAAGUGACUCUUACAAAGGAGUGUAUUUUUAAACUUCUUCCUAUGGUUAAACUAACUUUAUAUAUAAAAUGCUGUAAGAUACAAAAUUAUGGUUUUCAAAAUGUUUACACUGCUGUAGUUUUUGGACUAAAAUGUUUUUUCUCUAAUAAAACUAAUUUGGGGUAGGAUUUUUUUUUCAUGUUCAGGUAAUCUUGUUCUAAACUUUCUCCAAAUGCUGUAAGAAAUAUCAAAAUAACAUAUAUCUAUGUAUGUAUGUUUGCCACCUGGUUUGUUAACUGAAAUAACUUUCAUAUUUUUCGUAUUUAUGUGUGCAAAUCCUGAUGUAAUGGGGCUUUCUGUAUAAAUACAUUUAGUAUUCGUCCAUAAUCUCAAACAGAACCAAGAAUGGAAAUUAGCAAAUUAUACUGUAAUGUAUAUGCAAAGAUAAAAGUAACCAGCCCCAAUACAUUUUGGUUGAAUGUGUUUUUUUCAUAAGGGUUGGUAAUUAGUAAAAAUAGCCAGUACAUGCUAAAUGAUGAAGGGGACAUCUGCAUAAUUCUACCUGUAUGGUAUAUUGACUUGGUUCACAAUAUACAAUUCUCAUAAGGCUGGAUCUUUUCAAAACUCAUCCUUUUAUGACAGAAGUUGUAGAUGGCUUGGAUCUGAAAAUUAAGAUGGAACUCUUUGGGCUUUAUCCUAGCUUUCUCAAAAUUCUUGCCAUGAUUCUGAGUCUAGAAAAAUAAAUCCAUAACUGUCAAGGUGAUAUGGCCUAUGAUUUUAGGCUUAUCAAGGAGAAGUAUGUUUACCAACUCUGGUGUUUCUGUUUUGGAAAAGCAGUAUGCUGCUCACUCUCACUUAAAAACACUUCACAAUGUUUAAUGCAGAAUUCAGAAAGGUUGGAUGAUUGCCGUUCUCUAGAAUGCAACAGUGGAUUUUUAUUUUGGUAACUAGUUAUGCUUAACUACCAGAAAGUAUCAAAAUAGUCUAGAGAUUUAGGUCAUCAAUAGCUUGAUAGCUUAGCUUCUGAAGGUUUACUAUUGUUAAAUACUACUACUAGAUGAACACUAGAAGGUUUUAGGGAUGGGUUAGUCCUGUGAUUGAAUAUUUUCUAUUUUGUGAUUUAAGGAGCACUGCUGUAUUUCUACUUUUUUCUCCAACAAUAAGUGGUCCAUUACCAAGUUGUGAAGCCCAGUUAAAGUUAGUGGAACUAACCAGUGUUGGUCAGUGAAUUCUGUCCUGUAAUAAAAUAAGAUAAAUAUAGUUGAAGUUAGGGGUUGCUGUAAUAACAGGUGGUUUCACGGUGGUGGUGGGGAACUAGCAUUGAUGAAAAUUUUGCAUAGCACAGCUAUGGAAAAACACAAUGUACCGAAAUGCUUUAGCAGUCUUUUAUUUGAGAUAAACACAUGAUAUAGACGAUUUAUGAAUGAUAUCUUUUCUGAUGGGCAUCACUCUUAUUUUCCUAAUUUAGAUUUUUAAAUGGGCUAGACCUCUUUCUGUAAUAACAUUAGCUUUUGCAUAGCUACAUUUCUAAAUAAUGAAGACUGAACAUUUGGCUGUUUAUAUAUUUGUAAUACUCUGUUAAUUACAGGGAAGAUUAAACACCAAUUAUUACAUUUUUCAUGAAUAAUAUGGAAGUUCGGAUGUGUGCUGCUUUCUGUUUUGUAGUGUAAGUUUGUGAAUACUUUCCAUUUUUGUAACAAAAUGCUUGUUUUGUAUAGUUUAAUAAAUAAAUUGCCUAUCUUGA
This is a messenger RNA of Pogona vitticeps (central bearded dragon), 5690 nucleotides long. It is a transcript of the gene HYCC1, whose product is annotated as hyccin PI4KA lipid kinase complex subunit 1. The record is from RefSeq and is a predicted model, not a curated record. Lineage: Eukaryota; Metazoa; Chordata; Lepidosauria; Squamata; Agamidae. Gene Ontology annotation, cellular component: plasma membrane. Gene Ontology annotation, biological process: phosphatidylinositol phosphate biosynthetic process; protein localization to plasma membrane.